GCCAAACGAUGGUGCUUCGAAACGUCGCGACCGCCAACAAGGCGAGGACGCCUCAAGCUAGCAAAAACGCCGAAAAAAAAGACCGUCCAGGCUCCACAUUGUCUGCUCAAGAUAGUUAUAUAUAACGAGGAACACUCUACUCUCUCAAUUCGCAGGUAAUCAUCAUCAGUUCCCGCUGUGCCGGCCGCCGCGCAAAACUCCCUCCAGCAUGCAAGCGACACCAAAGGGCGACCACGGUCCUUACCAUCCUCCCUCCAAUGUUGAGCUCGAAUACAGAUAUAAGAUGGAGAAAGCAACUUUUCCCCUGGGAGCUUUGAAAUUCUUGGAGAAUUUCAUGCGACUUGUCUGUUCCGAGCAGGACCGGCUUAAGAAGUUGGAGAAGGUUGGGGAGUGGAAGUGGCAAGUAACGGGAUUCAGCGCGUUACGCUUCUGCCCAUUCGUAGAUCCUGGCGCACCCAUCCAGCAGGUUGACUUGGGUAUCACAUGGCCGAUCAACAUUUUUUUUGACGUGGUCAAAAUAUUGAUGUUACGAGGAUCCAUUGAGGAUCAUUCAUUUCAGAUCGUAGCACCUCCCCUCGGCCUUGCAUUCCCUGACGAUACUAGUAAAGCACCAUCACGCCAACCGGUCGAGAUCAUGCUUCAUUACCACGGCCAUGGCAGAGAUCCAGACAGCUUACCGAUCUGUGUACGGCAUGAUAGAGGUGCGCAAAGGUCCCGAUUCCGAGUUCCGAGGCAAUUAUUUGAAGAGCUAACAAGGUCGGCGCAGGACCGGGAGCGUUUUCUGACGGGUCGGUCUUCCAUGUUCAAAGUCUCCUCGUCGCACGACCACACAAGAUGUUGCAGGAUAUGCUGGUGGCAUAUUACGAAGUGCCGGAGGGCGAAAACAAACGGAAAGAAAGAUAUUAUUGUGAGAUUGGAAACAUUCUGGUAGAACUCCGCCACAAAAUAUCAAAUGAGGCGCCCUUGAAUGGAUUCUUAUACGG
Messenger RNA from Lasiosphaeria miniovina, 983 nucleotides. RefSeq lists its product as uncharacterized. Lineage: Eukaryota; Fungi; Ascomycota; Sordariomycetes; Sordariales; Lasiosphaeriaceae. Bases 209 to 931 code for a protein of 240 amino acids. The record is from RefSeq and is a predicted model, not a curated record. The transcript has 2 exons.